Molecule: messenger RNA, 1101 nt
Organism: Dentiscutata erythropus
Lineage: Eukaryota; Fungi; Glomeromycota; Glomeromycetes; Diversisporales; Gigasporaceae
Source: the annotation of a GenBank genome assembly
AUGUCUUCCGAACUUGAAUGUCAAGAUUUGAUACUUGUAGAGGCGACUCCAGAACAAGCUAGAAAUACUAAUCGCAAUUCAUACAUGAGUUGGGGCUAUCCACUGUUGACUCUAGAUGAAUACAUAGAACGUGAAGAGAUACUUGCUAAUCACGAAUUUACUUCAGAAGAUUUUAAUAUCUGGAUUCUAGUUUCAAAAAAAAGUAAUUUAUCAAAUGAUACUGAACCAACAAUCUUAUCACAAUGUGAAACAUUCAAACUUAAAGCAUUGAUAACAUUAUCAUCCGAACAAAUUCAAGAAGUAAAUUGUUAUUAUAUCGGUUCUUUAUUCACUCCUCCUCAGUACCGACACAAAGGUUAUGCUACGAAGUUGAUGGAGUUGUUGAAUGAUAAGUUGAGAUUCGAAUGCAAGGCCAAAUUUUCAUAUUUGUACUCCAAAAUUGGACCUGAUUUUUAUUCUAGAUUAGGUUGGAAAAUUUAUCCUCAUAAAGAGAUCAAAUUUAAAGUCGAAGAUAGAUUCUCUACACCUUUAGAACAUUCUGAAUUGAUCGUUGAAAUUAAUCAAUCUAACUUAGAAACUGUUAUUAAUAAAGAUUGUGAAUUUAUUAAAAAUAAUUUAAAGAAAUUGAACAAGAAAAGUAUGGCUAUAUUACCUACUAAACCUGCAUUUGACUGGUUGUUUCAAAAAACAAAAUCUUAUUCGAAAUUUUAUGCGGAUACCAAUGAUCCAAGAAAAUUUGGUGCAAUGAUUUUGAAUAAAAAAAAAGAAUCUAUUAAUGAGAAUGAAGAAUUUCUUGAACGAUAUAUUAUGUGGAAUCAUGAUUUUAUGGAAAAUCAAUUAUUCAUUAUCAGAUUUCGUAGUGAUUCACCAUAUACAACACGCUUAUUAAUCCAACAAGCAAUGCAAGAAGCUAGUAAAUUUCAGUUUAAACAAAUUAUUUUGUGGAAUCCGGAUUUAAGUUUAUUUAAUAUUUCUGAAGGUUUAAAUGUCUUUGAUGGUGAAGUUGUUGAAAAAACAGAGGCAUUGCCAUAUUUAUCGUGGUAUGCGAAUGAUGACGAUGAUGUGGAUUGGAUAUUUAUUGAGAGAUAUUCCUUGUUUUAA